Molecule: messenger RNA, 1435 nt
Organism: Oreochromis aureus
Lineage: Eukaryota; Metazoa; Chordata; Actinopteri; Cichliformes; Cichlidae
Product: guanine nucleotide-binding protein G(o) subunit alpha-like
Exons: 10
Coding region: 132-1262 (376 amino acids)
Biological process (GO): adenylate cyclase-modulating G protein-coupled receptor signaling pathway
Cellular component (GO): heterotrimeric G-protein complex
Molecular function (GO): G protein-coupled receptor binding; GTPase activity; guanyl nucleotide binding
Source: RefSeq, a predicted model, not a curated record
GCAUUCUGAAAGACAGACGCACGCACGUGGCCCUAAUUAAAGCCAAUUAGACAUUGCGUUUGUUUUUAUCACCCCAACGAAAAAUAACUUCGGUUUAACACCAUCCCAGAGUGACCAGCAACAACGCAGAGAUGUUUUCGUGUCUAAAUGUACUGCCAGCCCCACUGCAGCUGUGCCUGGGAAUGUGCCUUCACAAGGAUGUUGCAGAGGAGCAUAAAAGGGCAAAACUCCAAAGCUCUAAAAUAGAACGGGACCUUCACAAACAUGCCAGCAUGGAUAAUAAUGUGGUCAAAAUCCUUAUGCUCGGUGCUCCAGAGACUGGAAAGAGUACAAUUGUCAAGCAGAUAAAGAUAAUCCAUAAUCAUGGAUUCUCCAAACAAGAGCUUAUAAAUUUCAAGCCUGCAGUACUGGACAAUCUUCUGACCUCUAUGAAGACUGUUCUGCAAGGCAUGGGGACACUGAGGAUAAACCUUGCUAACAAACAGAAUAAGGAUCAUGCUCGCUCCAUCCUGUCCUGCAGCCAGUGUUUAGGGGACGAUCAGGAGCUCCUUCCUUUUAUGGCUCAUGCUUUCUGUGCACUCUGGUCCGACCAAGGAGUCCGAGCAGCUGCAGCCCGAGGUUACGAGUUUGAGCUGAACGACUCUGCUCUCUAUUUCUUUGAGAACAUGAGUCGAAUCAUCGCACCAAACUACGUUCCCACAGAUGCAGAUGUUCUGAGAGUCAGAGUGAGGACCUGUGGAAUCAUUGAGACACAGUUUCAAGUUGAUAAAACUAUGUUUCGGCUGUAUGAUGUCAGAGGCCAGCAAAGUAAGAGGAGGAAGUGGCUAAGCUGCUUUGAAGGUAUACAAGCUGUGGUGUUUGUUGUGGCCCUCAACAGCUAUGAUAUGACACUACUGGAGGAUCCUUCUGUGAAUCGGCUGCAAGAAAGUCUUGAACUUUUUUCAUCAAUCUGCAUCCACACAGUUCUCCAGCGAACCACCAUGAUUCUGUUCAUGAACAAAACUGACCUUUUCCGGGAAAAGAUCCUAAAAUCUGGAAGACACUUGAGACUUUACCAUUCUAGCUAUAAAGGUGCUGAUGGUGAUGUGGAUGCUGCAGCCCACCAUAUCACUGCAAUGUUCUCAGCAUGUAACAGCAACCCUGACAGGCCUGUGUACCACCACUUCACCACAGCCAUAGACGCCACAAGCGUACAGGUCGCAUUUCAUGUGGUCGUUGAUCAGAUUAUGAGGGGGAACAUAGAAGCUGUUCAGCUCGUUUAAGUCUUCUGGAGACUCUUUACAUUGUUUUAAGUCAUUCAUUGCUGUCAUUUCUUUGUGAAUUCUCAUGUGUCCUUUUGUCUUUUAGAGCUUCAAAAUUUGAUGAAGUACCACUAUUUAAUUGUUCUUUUUCCUUUCUGACUUUAUAACAUUUUAAAUAAACAUUUGCUUUGUAA